AUGGGCCGCUCCCCGGUCACCUUGUCCAGACUGAAGCUGGGGAGGCUAAAGGUGGUACGGCGGCAGCUGCUGCAGCGAUACGAACACCAGCCCUUCGUCUCCUGCCUGGCAGGUCUGUAUGGCUGCCAGUGGAGGCGCUAUCAGCGGGCACGAGCCCAGCCAGGGGAGUGCUGCUGUAGCAAGUUGGAGUGCAGCAGUUUCGGGCUCCUCAUCGUGACAUUUUUCCUGACGCUGGUGUUUCUGUACUUUUGGAGUGCAGCACAGAAUGACUUCAAUGAUUUUGAUUGGUUUAACUUUGGGAACCUGGGCUUCUGGUUCCCCUGGUCAGUGGUGCUGCUGGUCGUUGCUGCAGUGCUCUUCACCUACAUCGCCCUCCUGCUGUUACUGGCAGUAUGUCUUCUCUCAGAGGGGCAGAGACUCUACUUACAUUGGAGCCACAAGAUUGGUAUCCUGAUGACCCUUACCUUCUCCAUCAGUGCCACUGCUGUUCUCUCAGAUCUAUGGAGCAAAGAGUGGAAGACACUCCUCCUCUCCUUCCAGGUGACAGCACCUUUUCUACAUGUGGGCGGAGUCUUGCUCAUGACACUCCUGUCCUGGCCAAUAGCCUUACACUUCUUUCGCAUGAACAAGAGAGUGAGGCAGGUGGCUAUUCUCGGGCUGUACCUGGCUGUUCUCUUUGCUCUGUACCUGGUGCCAUUGGGCAUGUAUUCCCCUUGCAUUAAGGAGGAGGGCACACUGGGCUCAGCGCCCAUGCUCAUUGGACACAGAGGGGCACCCAUGUUGGCACCAGAGAAUACUCAGUUGUCCUUUGAGAAGGCUGUGGAGGUUGGAGGAGAGGGACUGGAGACUGAUGUCUCUAUCAGCUAUGAUGGAGUUCCCUUCCUCAUGCAUGACAUGACCCUACAAAGGACAACCAACGUUCACGACGUCUUCCCCAACCGCACGGGUACACCCGCCGCCAUGUUCACCUGGGCGGAGCUGGAGAGGCUCAGUGCAGGGGCCUGGUUCUUGCGGCGGGACCCUUUUGGCACUGUUCUGUCUCUCAGCCCAGAGGAGCGGGCUCUGGUAUGGAACCAGACCGUGCCCUCUCUGAGAGAGUUUCUGGACCUGGCGGCUCAGCACGGCAGGCUGGUGAUCUUUGACCUGAGGAGGCCUCCCCGUGGCCACCCCUACAGGGACACAUGGAUCACCCGCACGCUGGAGGUCCUCCACAACGAGUCCUACAUCAACUCCAGCCAGGUCCUGUGGUUGCCAUCAGAGCAGAGGGACCAUGUUCAGGAGCUGGACCCAGAGCUGCAGCAGACCUCAGGGGACCGCGCCUCCAUUGAGGAGCUGCAGGAGGAGAACAUUGUACGGCUUAACCUCCACUACAGCUCCAUGUCUCAGGAGCAGAUCAGAAAAUAUGCCUCGGUGAAUAUCAGCACUAACCUGUAUGUGGUGAGCCAGCCAUGGCUGUAUUCUUUGGCCUGGUGUGCCGGAGUCCAGUCCGUCACCACCAACGCCCUACAUCUCCUCAGAAACCUACAGCGCCCCCUGUUCCUCAUGACUCCAGAUGAGUACAGUCUGAUGUGGACCCUGACAGAUGUGGUCUCUGCCAUCCUCAUCACUCUAGUCUUUAUUUUCCACUGGUGGCGAGAGAGAGGUUUGCCUUUCUGGUCAGGCAGUAGACAGGUGCAUGAAAAUGGAUCUUACAGCAAGUUCAGGACAGAGCUGAGUGACGUCUGGUCGAUCUCCAGCCUCAGUGUGCGGGGAGAGGCACGGAGUGUGCCCACUUCGCCCAAUCUGCCUACCAUCUCAGAGGAACCCCCAGUCUGAGGUUUUAGAGACACACAGCAGGGCCUGCUGGCACAUCUAACCGUGGUUCAGUCGUAACCAUCCAUCCCACAGACCUGGUUCCAUCAAAGCUCUUUCAACCCUGUCUGCCACAACCUGAAGACAUGACAAAUGGAUGGCCACCCUGACUCUCACACACACACACACACACACACACACAAGGAGACAUGAUCUAUGCUGCCCAGCAAACGAUCAGAACUAAUCUGUUGAAGAGCAGAAGGUGUGUAUGAGGAAUGUCACAGCUGUUUUUGGCAUCUGUGCUGUACAGGGGUGGAAAAAGUACAAGUAGAAGUACUGCUACUAAAAAAAAUAUAUACUCUAGUAGAGAUAAAGUAUGCUUCCUGAGAAAUACUUAAGUAACAGUAAAAUAGUCACUCAUUUGAAAUUUACAAAAAUAGUUGUCAGUUUAACUCUACUUGGAGUACCUUUUUUAAGUAACAGUACUUCU
Chanos chanos (milkfish) is the source of this 2281-nucleotide messenger RNA. It is a transcript of the gene gdpd4a, whose product is annotated as glycerophosphodiester phosphodiesterase domain containing 4a. The transcript has 15 exons. Gene Ontology annotation, cellular component: membrane. Gene Ontology annotation, molecular function: glycerophosphodiester phosphodiesterase activity. Gene Ontology annotation, biological process: lipid metabolic process. The record is from RefSeq and is a predicted model, not a curated record. Lineage: Eukaryota; Metazoa; Chordata; Actinopteri; Gonorynchiformes; Chanidae. The coding region runs from base 1 to 1815 and encodes 604 amino acids.